GCUCAUCAACAUCGCGAAAAGAAGAAAAACAUCAGUGACCCCCCGACUCAUUGUGUACUUAUUCGUUUCCGUUUCUGAUUAUAGUUUUUCCCUUUAGAAAUGCAUGUAUCCCAAUUUUUAUCCAAAACGCCUGAGAUAACUCACCUCCGCUCCUCCACCACUUCAUUUUUCCAGCCUGUCCGUCCCCCGGAAAGCAGUUUGUAUGUGUGGGUGUCUUGGUGAUUUUUUAUGACUAUGUAUGAACCGAACAUCCUCCAGCGAUUUUUCGUGGCGGUCGCCAAUGUUCGUGACAAGAAUUCUGACGAUACGGUUGAGAGAUCUUCUCGAGGAAGAUGAUCACGAACAGCAGCAAUGGUUUGAUGGUGACGUCGAGGACAUGGCAGGUACUAGGGUCUUCCUGUAAGUAUCCGGAGGUGGUGAAAGAAAUAACAGAGCUACGACCGGUAAAGAGUCUGUAGUAAGUGUGAAGACGCGUGGCUCUCCCGCCGAACUAGCACACAUCUUCGGCAAAACCAGUUCCAGCCGGGUCGUCUUCUUCAGCUGCCUCUCACGACCAUCAUGGUGGUGACCAUCAGUGACAAAGUGGAGGAGCACCCGGUCGACGCCAGAAUUGUGGAGCUACAACAGCCUGGCACUACAACGCGCACAACGGCAGGAAGAGGCUCUACAGGUCGAGGAAAUAAAGGAAAUCGAAGUUCAUCAUUAGAUAGGACCAUUUCGGCGGACGAAGAUUCGAGCGGCUUUCACACGAAGAACUUGAGGACAGCGAAAAUGAAGCAAUCUACCGCGGCACAAAAUAAAUGGACAUCUUCAACAGACGAGAACAAAAGUAGCCUCACAACUUACGAGAUGAUGAACACGGGGAAAAAUAACGACAAACCGGACCAUGAAGGAGGUCUUGUCGCACCAGCCGCACAUUAUAACAACUUCAGCCCUGGUGAUGUUAAUGGUCAAGAACCGCAAAAAGAAGAUGAACAGAGCACCUUGCGCCGAUUGAGCGAAGCCAACCGCGACAUUAAGAGCCAGGCCCGGGGCCUGGAGUACAGCGAGCACAGCACCACGCCGCGGAACCUCCCACAGGGGGUCUACAAGAUCCGCGCCUCCGGCACGCUGGACAACUUCACUCCGCUGCACAGCGAGGAGACCGUCCACACGCGCGCCAAGUACACGGAGUCGGCCCGGUCCGCCAGCAAAAAGUCGGCCGACGAGGUGGACGCGCAGCGCAACGCGGACAUUUUGACGAAGGGCCUCACGUAUCAAAUGUAAAAAUGUCUGGGUCUGGAAGAUUCUGAGACUUGUCAUGCAUGUUUUGCCUGGGCCAUGAUGUCUGUGAUGCAUGCCCUAGCAUCACAGAUUUUUUGAGGGCUUCGCGAUGCCUAUUCCGCAUGACAAAUGCCCUCUCCGCGUAGCAAGAAUUACACUCCCUUUGCUGCUCAUGCAAUACAGAUUUUUUUGGAAUCCAAAUGCAGCAUCACAAGUUGCAUUCUUCCAGACCCAGACACUUUUACAUUUGAUAUCACGCCGGCGCAGUUGGUCGCCGUUACGGACGGACGGAGCAAGAUUUCCGUCGAAGACAAGCGGGACGAGACGGAGGAGCGGGUAUCAAAUGUAAAAAUGUCUGGGUCUGGAAGAAUGCAACUUGUGAUGCUAGCUUUGGAUUCUAAAAAAACCUGUAUUGCAUGACCAGCAAGAGGCGCCCAGUUUGUGCUACGCGGGGAGGGCGUUUGUCAUGCGGGAUAGGCAUCAGGAAGGCCUCUCGAAACAUGUGAUGCUAGAUCAUGCAUUACAGACAUCCUGAGUCAUGCAAAAUAUGCACGACAAACCUGGUAACCUUCCAGACCCAGACAUUUUUACAUUUGAUAGCGGGCGCCGCUGUACCACCCCGCGCUCGACACGCCGCCCACCUUCACCCAGUCCCUGGGCUCGGCGGUCACGAACUUUCUGCUGCUCUACAUCCUCAACUGCUCCUACGGCACGCUGAUUUUCAUCAACUUCCCCGCCUUGUACUCCUACGGCAUCCGCAUGGCGUUGGUCACCGGCGGCAUCUUCGGCCUGCUGCUCGCGGUCAAGUCGACGCGACAGGCCGCGUGCCAGAUCGGCGGCGCGGAUAUCACGCCCGUGACGCUGAUCGCGAGCCAAACGCUGCGGCUAUACGAAAGGCUGGAUUUGGAAUUUGAUUCCGACAACGUGAUCAAGACCAACGCCUCGUGGACGGAGGCGCAAAGGGCGGCGUACGUGAAGGAGAAGCAGGAGGUGGUUUUCGCCACGGUCUCGUUUAACGUCGCGACCUCCACGGUCGCGUUUAGCGUCAUGUUUCUGCUGAUCGGGUACUUCCGCAUCGGGAACGUCGCAAAUUACAUCCCGUCCAUCACGUUCAAGACCUUCCUCACCUGUGUGGGCGUGGAGGUCUGCUACUACGGGUGCCAGCAGUGCCGCUUCGAGGGUAGUCAGUGCGUGAUCGCCGCGACGCUGGGCUUUCUGUUGCACUUAUUCACGGUCCGCUUGAAGUUGUAUAACGUGGAGAUCUUGGUCCCCCUGCUGAUCCUGCUCCCCAUCGUGACCUUCUACUUUAUCGAGUUUGCCAUCCUGCAGACCAGCGACUUGGAGAGUCUGCAGCGGAAAAACUGGGUGUUCGAGAAGCAGCACGAGUCGCAGCCGUUCUACGAGGUGUUUUCGGACGGGUGGGCAAACUUCGAGAAGGUGGAUUUUAAAAAUUGGUUCAAGGACCUUCCGGCCAACUACGCCCCCAUGCUGCUGAUCGUGUGGCUGGACAACAUGGUGCAGCUCUCCACCUUCGAGGCCCAAACCCCGGCGACCUUCAACCUGAAUCAGGAACUGUUCCACCACGGAGUUUUCAACCUGCCGGUGGCGCUCUGCGGCGGCGUGGUGGGCUACCAGUUGUUCGAGCACUCGGUGCUGAAUUUCGAGCUGACGAACUCCGUCACCGACCGAAAGACCGGGAUCAUGAUGGGCUUUUCGCUCUUGGUCAUGUACUUCGCGGGCACGCAGCUGAUGGAGAUUUUACCCCGGUUCACGAUCGGGCAGUUGCUGUUCUUCUCCGGCUGCGGGAUUUUGGAUCAAAACGCGCUGCCCACGAUCAAACAGAUGUUCAACCUGCAACUGGACGAGGACGAGGUGAACUUGAUUGCCGUCGUUGCCGUCUACAUCGGCAGCGACUUCAAUUUGCUGAUGGCCAUGCUCACGGGCAUCCUCCUCGCCACCACCUCCUUCGUUGUGAAGUUUUCCGGGAUUCCCGCGGUUCGGUGUAUCUCCUCCGGGAUGUACGCGCGGAGCCGGGACUUGCGCAACCCGAUCGAGCAGAAGAUCAUCGCCCAUUUGUCCUCGCAGCAGGUGCUGGUGUUGCGGCUGUCGGGCUACAUGUUUUUCGGCUCCAUCACGGCGGUGAUUGACAUGAUCCGGCAGAUCCUGCACGAGGCAGACGAGGGCGAGACGGAGACCCCGUACACGCACGUCCGGUUUCUGGUGCUAGAUUUGUCACUCUCUUCGGGCUUCGACGCGUCCGCCGCCCAGAAACUGACCAAUUUCAUCAUGAAAAUCGAGAUGGGCGAGAUCGGGUUUCAUAUCGCGAACGACUACGCGUCCAACCGGCUGGACGUGGUGUUUUCCGGCGUGAGCCCAGCACUGGAGCGGUUCAUGCGCGAGACCAAAAUGGUGCGGGGGAACGAGGUGUUUCGCGAUCUGCGCAUGGCGCUGGCGUUUACUGAGGACCAAACCACCGCGUAUUUUCUCAAGCAGCAAGAAAAAUUCCUCCACGCGGUGGGGAACGUGAUGGACUUUGACGGGAGCGGGGUCGGUUUGACGUCAAAAUCUGUUCUUUCCGAUGCGAUGGAGGAACAACGGAAGAAGCAGGGCCGGAUCAAGAUCAAGCUGUACCGGGAACUGGCCCUGGCCAAGCAGAAAUUCGAUCCGUUCGCGGAAAUUUUCCCGGAUCUGCCGUCCAGGCUAGGGAUGUGGGACUACUUCAAGCCCGUGAAGUUUAAGCAGGAGGUGGUCAUGUUCGCGGCCCAGGUGCACCACCCCUACUUGUACGUGAUCAUCCACGGCGACGUCGGGCUUUACACAAAUUUGGAGGCGCUGCACAGUUUAAACAAGGACGAGUACGAAUCCCUCUCCAUCGCGCCGCGCGUGGUCUUGUCUUCCGGGUUUCUGCUGAACCCCGGGGCCAUUGUCAACUGCGAGAACUCCUCGGUUUCGUCCAAUUGCCCCUGGGACUUCGCGGUUACGUUGACAGACGAGGUCUUCUGCUUAUCAAAUGUAAAAGUGUCUGGGUCUAGAAGAGUCAUGCUGUUUCUGCAUGACACAGAAGGUCUGGCAUGGAAGCUCUAGCAUCAAAGGUUUCGAGAAGCUUCCGCAAUGCCGAGCCCGCAUGACAAGUCCCCCAUUUUGGUGACAGAAAGUGAGCAGCUUUUGCUACCUAUGCAUGAGAGAUUUUUGUGUGUUCCGAAAUGCGCAUCACAGGUUACAUCCUUCCAGACCCAGACAUUUUUACAUUUGAUACUGCUACCAGUUAAGCAACGCGGAUUUUCAGAAAAUGCGCGUCGAUCACAAGUACAUGGCGUUCUCGCUCCUCGCCGCCUGCGCCAGCCAGCAGGGCUACGUGAGCCGCACGCAGCACCAGGAGUUGGCGCUGGAGUACAACUCCUUCAGCACGAUCAAGAAAAAGAUCGACGUGGACAGUUUGUUCGGGCGGGGGCAGAGCAACGUGUUUCUCGGGAAUUUCUUCAAGCACGGCCGCACCGUCGGCACGGUGCUGGGGCAGGCGAAGGAUAAAUUGAAAGGGGGGGAACAGAGUGCCGAUGAUGGAACAACCAAAGGGGUGGACUACAAUGUCGCGAGCCAGAUCGCGGAACGGCAAAGGGUCGAGAUCAAAGAGAAGGAUAAACUGAGCGAUUUGUUCCACGCCGGGCCCGGUGGGGGGCUGGAUUUGAAAAAGUUAAAAGAAGCGCUGGGGAAAACGGAAGAACAAGAUGGAAAUCUUGAAGAUGCUGCGGUAAAGCACGAGGGAUCUGAAUCUGCACCUCCUCCCGGAAGCGCAGCAGCAGAAGAGGGUACUAAAGAUCUUCCCAGCGCCGGCGCGACGAGCAAAGACAAAGAGGCAGAAGAUGCUGCUGCAGCUCCUGCCCCCGAAAUAACCACAGGAGCGCCGACGCCAGCAGCUUCCUUGGACGUCGGCCCAUCGGAUGAAAAUAAUAAUAAAGGUCCACUACCAGCUGGGGCGAAGAACAAAUUUUUGAGGGCCGUCGUCCGCCAGCAGUCCUCUACUAAGACAAACACCGAGGGAGAGCACUCCAUGCCGCGGUCCGUGCAUUUUCCCCGGGGCAGCCGAAGCGCCACGCGGAACCUCUCGGUGGAGUUGGAGGAUAUCGGGGACGACUUUGCGCUCGAAUUUCUGGAUGACGACUACAACGAAGAUAGCGGUAAAUUGGUCGUGAAACAAGACGAUGAGGAGGAUGACGGAACGCCUUCGAAAAAGUCUGCGAGCACGAAAGGUAGUUUGAAAUUCCAGCUGAAGCGCGGUGACACGUGGAAAGCGAUAUCCCGGUCCAACACCAUCAAGCACCUCUCCCUGGUUCAGGAGGGCCUGGUGGGGCAACUCGCGUCGAACGAGAUGGAAAAGCCGGAGAGUCCCUUGCAGGAGUACUACUUCACGGAGCCGAGUUUGAUCCGCGGGGAGCCACCGUUGAUAACCCGCUUGAUCGAAGAGGUGCGGAUCGCCUACUCGUUUGAAUCGCUGGGGGCCUACGACGACGAUGAUCUUGCGGGGGCGGACGGCGCUUUCGACACCCAGGUGCAGAUCGGGGAAGCACAGAAGGAGAAAGAUGAAAAAACGCUGUGCUUUAUCGACCAGCAGGACCGGAAGAAACGGUGGCGCCGGCAAAAGGACGCGGACGAAGAGCAACGGAAAAGUUCCGCGUCCAGCAAUAAUUUGUCAUCGGGUGAACAAGAAGUACAACAGGAGCGGCAGCCCCGCCCGCUGCCGAAGCUGCUGUUGCAGAAUCUGGACAGGGCCUUCCGGCGGUUUUCGCGAAAAGUAAGGAUGAAGUUUGGCGUUUCCCGGGUGAUCCGAAAAAAGGACGUGGAAUCUGCCAUGCGGUACGCGGGGAUUUUUGUGAAAUCCGGCUACGAGGUGAAGUUGGAGGAGAAAUUUCUCGGCCCGCAAACCGGCACGACUUCGGACACGGCCCUGACCGAGAGCACAAACGCCUUUCUACUGCAGCGGCACGAGCUCGCAAAGAAGGAAACGGUGACUGAGGGCGCCGCGGCGGCCUUGUUCGAAGGGAAUAAGACUUCCGAGAUGAAGAAAAUGACUCAGGUGGAGAAUGACAGCGCAACGCAAGCUGCGAAAGCCAAAAAAAAUAACAGCCCUAGUACAACAUCUACUGCCGAAGUAGAGCAGCACUCCGAAGGAGCGGCUUACCUUGACCGCGCGGAAUUUCUUGCGUUGGGCAAAGCCCGCUCCAUGUACCCUCUCCCGCGGCAAACCGAAAAGAAGUUGCUCGACAUUUUGAACAAAAUCGCGAAUGACCUGAAAGUCGACUACUUUUCCGAGCGGGUGUUCGUGCGCGCGAUGAAACAGGCCCUGAACCUCCACCUGUCGCCCGCGCUGUUCUCCCGCAUGUUGGAAAUUUACGACGACGACGGGAACGGCCGCCUCGAGCCGGAGGAGGUCCUGGGCAUCAUCAGCAACCUCGCCGCGGUGUACUACCCCCACUACCAGGUGCUCAAAGCGUGGCGGUUGCUUUCCCGGGAGAGCAGCAGUCCCAGCAAAUCGGGUGACUUUUUCACGAAAGCGAUCACCUUGGACGAGCUGAGCCACACCCUGAAAGUGUCCAGGGCGGAUGCGCGCGAACUCAUCUGGGCGUCCGCGUUCGAGGAGAAGGACGACGCGCAAUUUUUGUUCCCGCAGUUCCUCGCGUUACUCUACCUCGCGCCAAAAAGGAUUCAAGUGCUGGGCGAAGACGUGGUGAAUCUAGUCGACACGUUGCAUCCCGGGGGGCUGAGCCUAAGUCAGUUGAUAGGCGGUGGGGGCCCACAUUCGCCCAUAGACUCUAGGCAAUGGACAAAGGAAAACUACGGUCCAGGCGCCGGUAGCUCAUCUCUACACUCGGAUACAUUGUUCCCCUCGUCUCUGUCGUUUGCGUCGAUCUAUGGAAAUACUAAAGGUGGGUCCUCUGAAAUCGCAACCGGGGCUCCUCCUGCGGCAGGUUCUUCGCAUCUCGAAGAGGGUGGAACUGGACAGGGACCGGAACGAGAAGGACAACACGAGCAUCUGAAAUUUUUUGACGAAGAUGGGGAUGACUUAUCUAGAAGCACUGUGCGGACAUACAACUCGGAUAGCGACGUAGAUGGCAGCUUGUUGGAGGAAGAUGUAGAACGUGAUAGCGAUGGCGAUUUGGAAGACAAGUAUCCGUAUGAUGACGUGUUUAGAGAGUAUUUUCCUCCUGUAAGAAGAAGUUAGUAGGUAAAGGUACUGUUAGGUACUGUUAGAAAUAAAUAAAUCCUCGAAAUCCAUACUUACAAGAGUGCUUAACUUGUGUAAGUACUUCUGCGGUGCAGAAUUUCGGAGCUGCGGUACAGACAACUUGGCCUUCGUCUAAACCGAAAAUGGCUUCUUCACUGUGCUGCAGCCGGUGCACCUCAGUUUAUUCUGUUUCGCACAUCAUUACACAAUGCAUUAGUCUAUGUUCCCGCCUAGUACUAGUUUUUACAAAUUAAGAAGAAACUUACUUUGCGACUGUUGCCCGACUGCUCCUUUUGAAAUGGAAGCGGUGUGAUCUUCCAUGAAGUGCGCAGACCGUGUUUGCGUGUCUUGCCUAC
Molecule: messenger RNA, 7839 nt
Organism: Amoebophrya sp. A120
Lineage: Eukaryota; Dinophyceae; Syndiniales; Amoebophryaceae
Source: the annotation of a GenBank genome assembly